AUGGCAUUCGGGUACCCGCCUGCGGGUACUAGGUACCCGUUGGCGGGUACCGCUCAUACCCGCCAAAUACACGUCAGGCGGCCACGUGUCAAGCACGAUCAAGCUACUCUUCAGCCAUAUCCUCUAGGAGAUCAUCAUCAUCCAACCAUCCAUCCACCAUGGCAUCAUCCACCCGCAAGCGAAAGAAACCAAACUCAUCACACCCAUCAAGCCCCUCACCCUCUUGAAGCCAAUCACAACAGCGAACAUCAAACCAAAGGUGAAGACAAUGAUCAGCCAACAUCUACAGCACCAAUUGAAACAACUGACGAGGAGGAGUUAAAGAAGGCCCAGAAAGUCGCUGCCGCCGCCCAGAGUCCCUGCUACGCAUUCUACUUGACCCCUGAACUCUCAACACAGCGUGAUAAGAAAAACCGAUUCAUGAUUGCUUAUCCCUGCAAAAUGUUCAGGUGUGGGAUCAAGAUCAACCGCCCAACCUCGGACUCCUCUUGCGGCAACCUGAACAAGCACCGUACGGGGUGCAUCCGGAAACAAAACCAAUCAGAUACCAAUCAGACUCUUGCAUUGGUCGGGAUUAAAGGGACUGGCGACAUCGACCCCAAAGAGGUUCCGCAACUCUGUGCUAUAUGGUGUGCCGAGUCGGCCAGGCCAUUUUCCGCCCUAGUUGAAUCCAGCCAUCAGGCCAUCCUUCACCCUACUGUCAUCAAGAAUUUACCGACAAGACACAUGGUUUCGAAGGACAUCCACCAACUAGCAAUACAACAGGGCUACAAGAGGGAUCUUGCGGAACAUAAAGGUGCCUUGUAUCUAGGUGUGGAUGCUUGGCAAUCACCAAAUGGAUUUGAUAUCCUUGCAAUAGUCAUAUAUCGACUAGUUGAUAGCAGCCCUGGGGAUAUAAAGCUAGAGGCUAUGCCUCUAGACUUUAUUCGACUUUCUCAAAGCCAUACUGGGAAGUACUUAGCGGAGACAGUUGCCGCUGUUGUGGAGAAGUUCAAUAUUCAGCAUAAGAUAUGUGGCAUUGUCAGCGACAAUGCCUCAAAUAACAAGGUCAUGGUAAGUGAGCUGAAGAAGCAGAAGUGGGCCCGCUUUAAAGGCAAGCAACAGUGGCUACAAUGUUUUGCACACGUCCUCAACUUAAUUGUUCAAGGGAUUCUCCGACCGUUUGGAACUCAGAAGCAAGCAAAGGAUUCCAAUAAACAGCCAGAAACACCUGCAAAUGCCUCUGAUUACUCGGAUUCAGACCACGAUUCCACUGCAGACAACGUUGUAACCUCCACCCAAGAUAUUGAAGACUCUUCCAGUGAAGGAGACCAAUCAAGUGAGGCUGAAAGUCUGGAGCAAGAAGAUCGAGAAGACUUGGAAUCACUUGACCUUGAUGAUAUCGAACAGGCUAGCAAUGAGGGGGAAGACAAUCGUUAUACCACCAAAACUUGCAAAACAAGUUUGGCUAAAUUCCGCGCAAUCGCCAAGAAAUUGAAGUAUUCCCCCAACUCCAAAGCCGAAUUUGUUGAGAUAUGUCGCGAAAAGGGAACUCUUACACCUCAUAAUGUCAAACGAGACGUACGAACUCGAUGGAAUUCAACCCACACCCAAGUGAACAGUAUUGUCCGAUGUGAGGCGGCCAUCCUGGUUGGUUAUCUGAAUCCCAGCCUUGUGUGGCAACGUCACAAACGGCAUGGGAUUGAGAGGAAACACUACUUGGACGAGUCAGACUUUGCAUUGGCACGAGAUUUGGCCAACCUUCUCAACAUAUUCUACGAGAUCACUCUUCAAUUAUCGAUAUCGGGCUCGGCUCGCCUUGCUAACAUUGUUGUCUUCAUUGAUCAAAUCACUGAGCAUUUGUCAACAGUGAUCAGUGGCUCUGAGUACCCACCAGCUCUGAAAAAUGCCUGUCGGAUAGGUUUAAAGAUAACCAAUAAGUACUACAGCUUAACAGACUGCUCACCCCUUUAUAGGAUAGCCAUCGUUCUCCACCCAUCAUUUAGGGAUGAAUAUUUCAAGCUAGCCCAGUGGGAACCAGAGUGGAUUUCCGAGGCUAUAAGGCUUACUCGGGAGAUGUGGUUGACAUUUUAUAAGCCUCAAGCAUCAGCUCCGAUGAACUCAUCAUCAGCUACUACAAGCUCUAAGCAUGCUAGCUGGCCUUGGCAGCGCGGCUGCUGCCAGAGGUGGUCAUUGCUCCUCAGACCCUUUGGAGGUGUGGCUGGCGGGGGACUUAUCUUGGACAACAACGAACCAAUCAAUCCGUUAAAAUGGUGGAUCCAACAAAAGCGAGCUGGAAACACCCACGGAGGCCUGGUAAAUAUGGCGCUGGAUGUCCUUAGCUGUCCUGUUUUGGCCGUGAUUAUGUCUCGACCAAGAGGCACAGGCUAUCGGCUCGGUCGUUGA
Messenger RNA from Puccinia graminis f. sp. tritici CRL 75-36-700-3, 2385 nucleotides. RefSeq lists its product as uncharacterized. The transcript has 14 exons. NCBI's taxonomy places the organism in Eukaryota, Fungi, Basidiomycota, Pucciniomycetes, Pucciniales, Pucciniaceae. Gene Ontology annotation, cellular component: nucleus. Bases 1 to 2385 code for a protein of 794 amino acids. The record is from RefSeq and is a predicted model, not a curated record. Gene Ontology annotation, biological process: regulation of transcription by RNA polymerase II.